UUGGAAACUCUGUGAUUUGUCAGAACGGAGCGAACUGCAUUGCUGGACGACUUUUGUAGUUUUCAUCUUAAUGAGAACAGAAUGGUUCCUCUGUGGAAGCAGAAGUCUGGACGUGGAGACCAGCCAGUAAUUUGGGACUACCACGUGGUUCUGCUGCAGGUCGGCCUGCAGUCGGACUCUCUGGUCUAUGAUCUGGACUCUGAGCUGCCGUUCCCCUGCAGCCUGCAGCUGUACGCUGACCAGGCCCUCCGCUCAGACCGCAACAUCAGACCUGCCAACCACAGG
Morone saxatilis (striped sea-bass) is the source of this 285-nucleotide messenger RNA. RefSeq names its product WDYHV motif containing 1 (gene ntaq1). NCBI's taxonomy places the organism in Eukaryota, Metazoa, Chordata, Actinopteri, Moronidae. Gene Ontology annotation, cellular component: cytosol; nucleus. Gene Ontology annotation, molecular function: protein-N-terminal glutamine amidohydrolase activity; protein-N-terminal asparagine amidohydrolase activity. The record is from RefSeq and is a predicted model, not a curated record.